Cuscuta campestris is the source of this 736-nucleotide messenger RNA. Lineage: Eukaryota; Viridiplantae; Streptophyta; Magnoliopsida; Solanales; Convolvulaceae. The record is from the annotation of a GenBank genome assembly.
ACUCCCUAAAUACUUUGGGCUGGUCCAAAUUACGUUCAUAUUAUCUCCCCUAUUAUUUCUCUCGCUAUAUCUAUCUCUCUUCUUCCCUCCUCCCAGCGAAGAACCCUAACCCUAGAAGAAGCCCUCGCUCCUGCAACUUCUACGCAUUUCUUCAGAGGAAAAGGGAGAUGAAGGUAAUCGCUGCAUACUUGCUCGCCGUGCUCGGAGGCAACGCUUCCCCCUCCACCGGGGACAUCAAGAACAUUCUGUCUUCCGUUGGUGCUGACGUCGAUGAUGAUAGAGUUGGCCUACUCUUAUCUCAAAUUGAGGGGAAGGAUAUCACCGAACUGAUUGCAUCUGGAAGGGAAAAGCUGGCAUCCGUUCCCAGCGGUGGUGGUGGUGUGGCGGCAGUUGCUGCCCCUGCUAGUGGUGCUGUUGGCGGUGCUGCUGCUGCUCCAGCUGCCGAAGAGAAAAAGGAGGAGAAAGUCGAGGAAUCUGAUGAUGACAUGGAUGGAAUUAAUCUUUUUGGGGACGAUUAGAGUUUGUAUUCCUUUGUUUCAUUUGAGAUUAUGCUCAAAGUUUUUAACUUGUUUCUCUAUUGAAGUGAAGUACUACGUAGUUGAGACCUGAACCGGGACCGGGCAUCCCCGCCCUUCCAUUUUUGUUCAUUAUGGUAACUUUUGAUUUUAUUUGUUUCUAUGUUGAAGACUUUGAUCCAUUUUUUGCUUGGAUAAAAAUAGCUUAGACCUAUACAUGA